AUGGCACCAACCACUAUUAUCACAGCUGGCAAUAAACCAGUAGUAGUCUUCGCCCCAGGAAAGAGAUAUAUUGCUGCGUGUACUUCUAUUUUGAUUGUUAAUCUUGUUUGUGCACUCGAUGCCACAACAAUAGCAGUUGCUCUCCCAACAAUAUCCGAAGCCCUCAAUGGAAAUUCAAUUGAGGCUUUCUGGGCCGGUACCUCUUUCCUCCUCGCUUCUACCAUUUGGCAACCCGUAUUCAUAGCACUAUCACAUGUAUUUGGACGCAGACCGUUACUCUUGUUCUCACUAUUCCUUUUUACAAUCGGCUCCAGUCUGGGGGGAGCAGCACAAAGUAUGCCUUCCUUGUUAGUAGGCCGUUGUCUGCAAGGAAGUGGUGUCGGUGGCAUUCUUGCACUCACAGAAGCUUUAAUAACGGAUAUGGUACCAUUACGCCAAAGAGGAAAUGCAAUGGCACUUUUAGGAGCGGUAUGGGCAUUGGGUAGUGUCACUGGACCACUAAUUGGUGGGACCUUGGCUGAUAGAAAUGCUUGGAGAUGGAUAUUCUACCUCAAUCUACCCAUAAUCGCAGUAGGCUUUGUAGGAUGUGUUUGGUUCUUGAAAUUGGAGAGAAAAAAAAGAACGAUACAGGAGAAGUUGUCUGAAAUCGAUUACAUCGGAUCAAUUAUCUUUGUUGGGUCACUAACCUCAUUUCUUAUCCCCUUGACUUGGGGUGGAGUGAGUUAUUCAUGGACAAGCUGGCAUACUUUGGUUCCACUGCUGAUAGGAGCUACUGGACUUAUCAUUUUCUGCAUAUAUGAAGCGAUGUUUGCAAAGAAACCCAUCAUACCAACUCGACUUUUCCGCAACCCUUCAACAACAAUUGCUUACUUUUGUACUUUCUUACAUGGGAUGAUACUCUGGUCCAUCGUCUAUUAUGCCCCCUUCUACUUCAUGUCUGUCCAAGGCUACACAUCAAUGAUGGCAGGUGUGGCUGCCCUUCCGGAAACCCUUACUAUUGUACCUACAGCGAUGAUUGUCGGAGUUAUCGCUGCAAUAACAGGAAAAUACCGUUGGAGUCUAUGGCUCGGAUGGGCUUUCACAGCUUUUGGUUGUGGUAUGCUAUAUCUUCUUGAUGUUGGAACACCGGUUGUGGCGUGGGUUUUUUUGAUGCUAGGAAGUGGUAUUGGUAUGGGACUUUUGUAUCCAGCCAUGAGUUUAGCCAUUCAGCCUCGGCUCCACAGGAAGAUGCUGCUACUGCGGCAGGAUUGUUCACGUUCUUUAGGGCGUUGGGUCAGACGGUUGGGGUGGCGAUUGACUUCGGAUUGGCUCUUCAUCCGCAUUCCAUGUUUUCCCCCAGCUCUCUUCCGCUUCUACUUCACCUCGGCAAGCGCUCUUGAAGUCUUUUCCAUCGAGAUUUGGUUGCCAUUCCGUAUCGAGCUUGUGCUAACAGUAAUCAGUGGAGGUGGCAUCUUACAGAAUAGAAUGCUUGCCGAACUCAGGGCCACCCAAGACUUUGCCAUAAUCGUAGCAAAAUUUGGAUACACGAUCGAGCAGGUAGCUGCCAAUGUAGUAGCUUUGAUUCCAUUGAUUAAUGCUCUACCACCCGACAAUUUGGAAGUUGUGGAAUUUAGGCUUGUAUCUGCAGCAUCUAUUAAGACUAUCUGGUUCGCCAUGUGUGCAUUUGCUGUAAUUGGAUUGAUCGCUAGUUGUUUCAUUAAGAGCUAUUGUCUUGAUCAAGCUCUUGUAACGGAUCAAGGUUUUGCAAUUGGGGUAAAAAAGGUCGAUAUCGAAAACGCGGAGAUGAGUAAUAAAGGUAGCGAGGUUGAGACUUCGAAAUUGUCUAUAGAGGAGGAAGUCAAGGAGGUGAUUGAUUCAACUCACUUAUCAGUCAAUCGAAGUAUCGACAAGUUGAGUGAAUGGGAGAAGUUGGACACAUUGGGUAACCGGAAAAGCGUUAAGUCGAAUGAUAUAGAAAAGUUGAAGCGUUCUGCUGGUGAGGGGAGGGAAUACUUGAAGAUGUCAGAAGACACUUACCCAUGUUCGGAAAAGACUAUUAGUUGUAAAUCCUUGAAUGAGAAGCCUACCGUUGUUUUUGCACUGAUUUUAUUUCCAUUGAUCCUACAAACUCAUACCUCUUCAAACUAUUUUGUGCGAUACUGA
Botrytis sinoallii is the source of this 2142-nucleotide messenger RNA. RefSeq lists its product as uncharacterized. Bases 1 to 2142 code for a protein of 713 amino acids. Gene Ontology annotation, biological process: transmembrane transport. Lineage: Eukaryota; Fungi; Ascomycota; Leotiomycetes; Helotiales; Sclerotiniaceae. The record is from RefSeq and is a predicted model, not a curated record. Gene Ontology annotation, molecular function: transmembrane transporter activity. The transcript has 3 exons.